Messenger RNA from Morone saxatilis (striped sea-bass), 3147 nucleotides. RefSeq names its product coiled-coil domain containing 39 (gene ccdc39). The coding region runs from base 150 to 3008 and encodes 952 amino acids. Gene Ontology annotation, cellular component: axoneme. The transcript is spliced from 20 exons. Lineage: Eukaryota; Metazoa; Chordata; Actinopteri; Moronidae. The record is from RefSeq and is a predicted model, not a curated record. Gene Ontology annotation, biological process: inner dynein arm assembly; cilium-dependent cell motility; cilium movement.
GCGACUGACAACAAACGGACUGUUGCAACAGCAAACCGGAUAGAUAAACAACGGAGAGAUAAACAACGAAAGAUAAACAACGGACAGCCACAGAAACAGUGUCCACUUUAAAGGAUCCUUUGUUCCGCUGAGAGAAGCAGUGCGGGGAAAUGUCGAGCACUGUGAGUUCAGUUUUAUCGCAGGUGGGCUGGGACGAGCACUUCGCUGUCCCUGAACUCAACGCUGAAAACAAGGCUUUGAUAGAAGAGAUCCGUAAAAAUGAGACGAAGUUGCUGAAACUGACAAAUAAACUUGAGAGACACAAGGAUGAAAAGCAGUAUAAGGCUGAAUACCUCAAAAAUGCUAAACAAGCGCUGGAAAACACUGAGGCUCUGUGCAAGGCCCGGGAGAGAGAAGAAGAGUUGGAGAAACACCUCACAGCCCUCACAGAGAGGGAGACAGGUCGCCUGGCGCAGGAGACUACCAAGAUGGAGAACGACCAUAGAUCUUUAGCAGAGAGGACGAACAUGCUGGAGAACCAAAUCUUCAAGGCCAAACAGAAGUUAGAGGAGUUUAGGAACCAGAUGAACUGGGACCAGCAGGCUAUGGAUGCCUUUUUAGAGGAGUCGGCACGCAAAGACGAGGACACGAUGGCCAUCAUCAAGUACGCCCAGCAAGAUGAGCAGAGGAUCAAGUCGCUGAGUCUCGCUAUAGAGAAGAAGACACUGGAGGCCAGUGAAAAGCGCAAAGUGUUUGACAAAGAACUGACUGAGACUAUAUCUGCACAGAUUGCUUUUGAUAAAACUGCAGAGAAUUUGCAGCAGGUCCACGUGCAGACGCAGCACCUCAUCCACCAAUGGGAAAACACUAUCAAGCAGAUGAAGCAACGAGACGCUGAGAUGCAGCAGUGUGCGCUGCAACUUGCCCAAGCCAACCAGAACAUCAGGGAAAGGAAUGGCACCAUUACAGAGUGGAAGCACUUGCUGGACACUCAGAGGAACAACAACAAGGAAACUGAGAGGAAGAUAAGCAUAACCAACCGGCAGGCUGUAAAGCUGAGGGAAGAGUUGAAUGAGCAGGAGAAUAACUGCAGCAGGCUACAGGAUGAGCUGAACAGUUGCAAAGCUUCACGGGACAGAGCAGCGUCUGAUGUGGAGUCUGUGACGGCCCAAAUAUCCAGACUAAAGAAAAACAUCCAGGAUAACAAUAACAAAGUCAAGGAGGCCAGGGCCUACAACACUGCGCUGGAAGAGAAGCUGCAAGUUGUGACUCAGAGCACCCUGAGUGAGGAAGAGAAAGCUGCGCAGAUGGACCAGUUCCUCAAGGAUGAGGAACUGGCAAUCAAGGAGUUGGAUGUCCAGCUGCGUGACUGCAGGGAGGAGCUUUUUUGUCGUAAAGAGCGUUUGCAGGCCCUCAAGACAAAGGAGAAGGAUUCUAUCGCCCAGGUUUCGAGGAAUAAAGCCACAGUCAGCAACCUGAAAAGCAAUCUCAGAAAACUGGAGCAGGAAUUGAUGAGACAACAGAUGACCAUGAGUGAACAGGACAACCAGGUCAUCUACCUGGGUAAAAAGCUGGCACAGCUGCAAGGUGACAUUCACUCAGAUGAAAAAGAAAUGCUGGACAUGAAGAUCGCUGAGCUGACAAAAACCCUCGACGAGAAGGACAAGACAGCCAGAAUGUUUAACAGCACGCUCAAGGAGUGUGAGGAUGAUAUUCGCUAUUUGAGGAAAGAGAUGGCGAAGUCAGACUCUCAAAAGAGAGAUCUGACUGGCAAGGUAGACGAGCUCAUGCUCCUCUGUAACACCAAUGAAAAGGAGCUGAAGAGAAUCCGGCUCACAAAACAGGACAAGAUGGUGGGGCAUAACAUCAUGAAGAUGGAGGUGAAGCGUAUGAGCAAUCUGCUGUACAACAAGGCGGACAGCAUGCUCUCCUUGGAGAAGAGGAAGCUGGAGCUGCAGAAAGCCAUAAAGGAGAGGGAGGAUGAGAUCAAGGUCUACAGAGAAAUGCUCAACCAGCAGCUCAAGAUCAGUGAGCAGGACAGACAGAGACUCAGUGUUGAACUGAAUGAGAAACUGUCUAAGAUUGACGUGAUGAAGAAACGCUUCGAGGUUGUGAUGCUUACACUGGCAGCUCCUGAGGGAGAAGAGGAGAAAUCACAAGCUUACUACAUCACAAAGGCUGCACAAGACAAAGAGGAGCUCAAGCGGAAGGGAGACGAUCUGGAUGCUAAAAUCUGCAAGAUGGAGCUGGAAAACAGAGCUCUGGAUAACACCAUUCAGUUGUUCAACAAUAGUAACUCAGCAUUUUGCAAAUCCCUCAACAAAGUAAAUAAAUCCAGUCCAGAGUACCAGGAAAAACUAAAGCUAGAAGAGCAGUUGAAUGCAGCCGAGAAUACGCUAAAGUAUAAGAAAAGACAGGUCCAAGAGCUCCAACAGGACUUACAGGACAUGAACAGUACCUUGGAGAGUCUGCUGAAAGAAAAGCAGGUGGAGAAGAAUAAGAUAGAGCACAAAGAGGCUCUUAUCAGAAAGCUGAACAAAGAAAUCGCUUCCCAGCAAGAGAAAAUUAACAGAGCCACAAAGCAGUGCUCUAAGCUGACCAAAGAGAUCCGCUCAGCAAAUAACACCAAGACUGAGACUUUUGAGGAGAAGGACAUUAAACUGAAGGAGCUGAAAGAAUUCAACAAGAGUAUCGACAAGAUGCUGACUGGGGCCAUGGAGGACAAACCUGACCUCAGAUCAGUGUUGGAGAGAUACUUCCUGCAGGCCAAUCUGUCUCUUCCACCCCCGUCUUCCACUCCUACCAGCCAUCAGAGCUCCAGGACAAACUCUGCCCGCAGCUCCGCUACACUCAGGUCUCCUGCGUCCUCAGCCAGCAGCAGUCCCAGGGCCUCUGCACUUCACUCCCCCGUACUGAAGACUGUGGAACUGGGCAUGGAUCUGACUGUGACCUCCCCUCCUCUUACCACCUCCAGACGUUCCAGCUCUGCGAGCAGCAGCAGCAGCAGCAGAAAGUUAAAGAACCCGUAGUGUGCUGCACCUCUUUCUGAUGGCUGAUUUAUGGACACCUCUGCCAACAACAGAAAGAGGGUUAUAGUUACUUAAAGUUAGUUGUAGUUGCACAGAAUAACUGUUUCACAAUACUAAAAUGUUUUGUUUGUGUGUGGUG